GUGGACACGCGCUCGAGCCGCUCGGCUCCGGAGCGCCGCUGCAUCCCGACCGACCGUCUGUCUGUUGUCAUGGAGGAGCAAAGAUGGCGGUCCUGGCCUAUAGCCUGGGCAAACGCGAAAUAAAUCAGUAUUUUACCAUUAAAAAUGCCAAAUUAAUAGCGCUGGCUGUCGUUGUGUUGUUGCUCCUGUUUCACACAGCUUCGCGGUAUUAUGGAGGUGGAGACUCAUGUGAGUGGCUACUGUCCAGAGGACGUUAUUUGGGGGAGAACGUAUGGCAGCCAUAUGGUUGUAUGAUGCACAAAUACAAAAGCAUUGAAGCCAAAACCUGCCUUGCUAAAAAGAGGGUGGCCUUUGUCGGUGAUUCACGAAUUAGACAGCUGUUUUACUCCUUCGUUAAAAUCAUCAACCCUGAGCGAAGAGAAGAUGGAAAUAAGCACACGGACAUUUCCUUUCAGGAAGACAGCUCUUCAGUUAUUGUGGACUUUUUGUGGUGUCCUGAGGCGAAUAAUUCUAUGAAGGACCGCUUGAUAGCGUGGACGCAUGAUUCUUCACCAAAGCCAGAUGUUAAUCUUGGAGCUGCCACAUGGUCCAUCAAGAUGCACAGUGGCAGCAGUCAGACACUGCAACAGUACAAAGUUAACGUGACUGCCAUGACUGUGCCCCUUGAGAGGCUGGCUGAUCAUGGAGAAGUCUACUGGGUGCUGCAAGACCCAGUAAACGAGGAGAUGUUGAGUGAGAACAGGAAGAUGAUCACCAACCAGCAGUUGGAACUGUACAACAAAGCAGCAGCAGAUGCGCUCAACAGGAGCAAGCGUAACGGCAAGUCCCGGGUCAGACUGCUGGCUGCCUCCCGCCAGGCUGCCCUGGAAACUAUCACUCAGUCAGAUGAUGGUUUGCACCUACCAGAGAGCACCAGGAACAUCGGAGCCAUGGUCCUCAUGAAUUCUGUGUGCAAUAAGCUACUGAGGCCCAUUGACGGUUCCUGCUGCCAGAAGUCUCCGCCCCCGAACCUCCUCCAAAAACUGUCAGCGUGUUUUUUCUUGGGAUCAGCCAUAGUCUUUCUGGUCCUCCACGUGCUUGGCCACAACAGACACCGCCGCCAUGUACCCCCUGAUGUGGAGAGCAUAGAGGAGAAGAAGCCCAUGUCUGCAGCCGUCCUUUUGGGUCCAACAGGUCUCUUUCUGGCUCUGUGCAGAAUGGGCGUCAUCAUGAGCUAUUUUUACCUCUGUGACAGAGCAGAUGUGUUCAUGAAAGAGCAGAAGUUCUACACACACGCCACAUUCUUCAUCCCGCUCGUCUAUAUAUUUGUGCUGGGAGUCUUCUACAAUGAAAACAGUAAAGAGACCAAAUUACUCAACCGAGAGCAAACAGAUGAAUGGAAGGGCUGGAUGCAGCUCGUCAUCCUCAUCUAUCACAUAUCUGGAGCCAGCGCUUUUAUCCCAGUGUACAUGCACGUGCGGGUGCUUGUGGCAGCGUACCUUUUUCAAACUGGAUACGGACACUUCUCCUUUUUCUGGCUCAAAGGAGACUUUGGACUCUAUAGAGUUUGCCAGGUGCUGUUCCGUCUGAAUUUCCUGGUCUUGGUUCUGUGUGUGGUGAUGGACAGACCCUACCAGUUCUAUUACUUUGUUCCUCUGGUUACCUUCUGGUUUGUCAUCAUUUAUGCCACACUGGCCAUAUGGCCUCAGAUCCUUCAGAAGAAGGCCAACAGCAGCGGCAUGUGGCAUUUGGGGGUUCUGGCGAAGUUACUGGGCCUGUUGCUGUUCAUCUGCUUAUUUGCCUAUUCACAAAGUCUGUUUGAGAGCGUCUUCUCCGUAUGGCCCGUUGCCAAACUGUUUGAGCUGAACGCAAGCAUCAGCGAGUGGUGGUUUCGAUGGAGACUGGACCGAUUUGCAGUGAUAAACGGCAUGUUAUUUGCCUUCAUCUAUCUGGUGCUUCAGAAGUGCCAGGUGUUAUCAGAGGGCAAAGGAGAAGCGCUCUUCUCUGCCAGGAUUUCCAACCUGCUUAUCUUAUUCUCCAUUUUCUCCUUCAUAGUAAGUCUGCUUGCUCAGAUGCAUUCUGUUCAGUCGCAGUGGGAUUUAAUUCAAAUUUCUGUAAUGUUUUAG
Molecule: messenger RNA, 2105 nt
Organism: Thalassophryne amazonica
Lineage: Eukaryota; Metazoa; Chordata; Actinopteri; Batrachoidiformes; Batrachoididae
Gene: casd1
Product: CAS1 domain containing 1
Source: RefSeq, a predicted model, not a curated record